Aspergillus puulaauensis is the source of this 945-nucleotide messenger RNA. RefSeq names its product glutathione S-transferase family protein. Gene Ontology annotation, cellular component: cytoplasm. The record is from RefSeq and is a predicted model, not a curated record. Bases 1 to 945 code for a protein of 314 amino acids. The transcript is spliced from 2 exons. NCBI's taxonomy places the organism in Eukaryota, Fungi, Ascomycota, Eurotiomycetes, Eurotiales, Aspergillaceae.
AUGGCGCUCGUUAUUAUCUCGAUUAUCUUAGCAGCCGAUACAACAGCCGUCAUCCGAUCCCCACAAGAGGGGAAGGUGGGGGAGCGUCAGCAGCCACUGGGCAGCUCGCUGGAUUUCAAAGCAAAGCACCCCAUUGUCAUCAUCGCUGGCGGAAUUGACACGAUCUCGAUUAGAAAUCAGUCUUUGGCAUAUAUACCCCUCUUUCUCCCUUUGUUGCUGGUUCUACACCAUCCACCAUCCACCAUGGCUCCCAAGAUCAUCCUCUACACAAACCACAUCUGCCCCUGGGCUCACCGCGCCCACAUUGCCCUCAAGGAGCUCGGCCUGGAGUACGAAGAGGUCAUCAUCGACCUUGACACCCCGCGCGAGCCCUGGUACCUCGAAGUGAACCCGCGCGGCCUCGUCCCUACAAUCUCCUACAAUGGCACCAUAAUCCCCGAAUCCGGCAUCGUCGCCCAGCUCCUCGCAGACGCACACCCAUCGCACCUCCUCCCGCCCUCCAACAUCGAAGCCGGCGCCAUCCAGCGCGCCCAAGUCGCCUUCUUCGUCGACACCUUCUUCAGCAAGCUCCUGCCGCUCGUCUUCGGCGCCCAAAAGGCCACCGACGAAGAACAGCCCGCUGCAACCGAGGCCAUCGUUGCCGGGAUCGAGAAGAAUGACAUCGAGGGACUGCUCUACCCGGCUGGAUCGGGCUCGGGCCCGUUCUUCCACGGCGCGGAGAAGCUGACCCAGGUGGAGGUGCUGACGGGGUCGUUUUUGCUGAGGCUUUUGUCGUUCCAUAAGUAUGGGCUUUUGGCUCCGGAGUUUCCGGGGCUGUUGGAGAAGAGGGCUCCCAAGUUCUUGCAGUGGGCGAAGGCUGUUGUUGCGCAGGAGAGUGUGAAUUACAUCUGGGAUGAGAAGAAGGUUGGGACGCGGAGUGCGGCCAGGUUUAAGCCUAAGAACUAG